UUAAACUUGUAACACCACCGUAAUGAAAGUGACAGUUCCGAAGUUUAUAUUAACGUAGACUAAAGGUCUCAGAAGGCGGAAACGGACCCUUCUCUGCUGCAUGAUGGAGAGUGUGCUCUCGGAAGAUUUGUAUCGAAAUCCCCAUCGGCUCUCCCACUGUGGAAAGACUAUCUCAUUUAACUGCAAACGGGCUCCGGGCACAAAUGACAACGAAGGAAGCGAGUUAAUAUUCUGCAGUCUUUCAUUUGAACGGGAAGGGAACACGUUUCUGAAGGCAGCUGACGGAGCGGCUGUCAUCAGCAGGAAAAGAUUAGCUCAUGUGGAUAUUGUGAAAUGUAAAAGCGUCACGGACGCUCAUAAGAGAGCCACGGCGCCAUGUGUUUUAGUGAUAAAGAAGAGUGAGAAAAGAAGCAGUUUUCAGUACAGUCUUCUCACACUGAGCUCUUCAAACCGACUGGAACCCUGUGUGGAGUUUAAACUCCCUUAUCAAAUGAAGGGGGCUGUGUAUAUUCUCCAGGGUCCAACUGUGUUGUGGAGGCAUGAAGGUGGUGUCCUUUAUACAUCCCCGCAGGCAGAAGGAGUGAGACAGGUUCCCAUUCAUUUCUCCCACUGUGUUGUAGGUGAACUCCCUCUCCAUAAAGGACAGGUGUUUGUUCUCGGGCUGCAAAAGCUUCCAGAAGAGUCCACUAGCCAAACCCUUGGCUAUUUUGUUGAAGAUGGACAAGUGUUUGAUGGCAGUGUGAUUUUACCUCAUCUAUACAUUAGCAUCACACAGUGCAUCUUGGUGGUUGCGGCUGACAGAGUGGAUGGUGUGCUUAAAUGUGAUGUAGUUGCAGCAACAUCUAAUCGGCAACUUGUUUAUUUUGAGAAUGGAGUAGUAAAAGAUGUUUGUCAGUUACCCUUUGAGCAACCUGAAAAUAUUCAGGUAGUUAACACAGGAAGAUAUGGUUCUCUGUUUGCUGUAUCCUUUUGUGAGGGGCAUGUUUGCACCAUAUGGAAGGAAACUUUUCAGAUAGCUGCCCUCUGGUCAAGUGUCACCUCCAUCCAUGUGGAUGACUUCCUGGGGUGUGGAACAGACCAGAUGCUGCUGGUUUUUAAGGAUCGAGUUAUAGCAUUGGAAGAAUUCCUCAUCACUGACCUUUGUGGUAUUUCAUUUUCUCAUGGCCAGGACACUGAAGCACCAAAGACAUCCCCUCCUCCACCAGAGAACUAUCUCCUUACACUUAAAGCUUUGGAAUCAAGACUGCAGAGUGGAUUGACUGUGCUUCAAGAGCUUCAGAGAGAAGUGACAGUGAAGGAAAGCGUUCUACGGCAGUCGGUCAAAGCCCUUACUGAUGUGGUCUCAGAAAGAGAGCCUGUUCUCACACAGCAUGAGCAGGAAGGGCUUAUUGCUCUGUGGGACUCUGAUGAUGAGUCAAAGAACGAGGCCUUGGAUGACAAGAUUCACGACAUCCCAGCGGUGUCUUCAAAACCUCGAAUUGACAAGCUGUGGCAUCGCACCACUGAGGGCCGAAUGGUUGUGGGAGUGAUACUAACUACUGACAGAUCAGCACCAGUUACCAAUGUGAGCUUAUCCAUCCUGACAGACACGGGCCAGUGCUCAAGGCCCGCAGUCAUCCAGACCCAGAGCCAAGUGUUCUGGCUCCCUGCGGCCUGCUCCUCGCCAUCAUCAUCCUCCUCCUCUUCCUUCUCUGCCUCCACAUUCCCAGAGCCCCCAGCCAAAAAAAGCAAGCAGCACAACGCCAUCAGCACCAAUGAUCUCAACGCAUGCAGAGUGGCUGUGACUGCGGUGACCAAGCUGACACCUCUGUUGAACUCUGGCCGUGUCAAGUGCCAUGUCAUGCUCCAUUACAUCCAGACACCAGAUGCUUUUUCCUUCAUGAGCAACCAAAGACCAGUUGUGUUGCACUGUGGCCAAGUUGCUUUAGACAUUCAGAACAAUUUGCACACUGAGCUGCUUAAAACUCCCCAACUCAUAGCAGAUGAGGUUAGAGAGGACUUCCUGAGUCUUUUAGCUGUGCUCGAUCACUGGGUCUUCCAUAUAGACUCUCCUGAAUACAGCUUAGGUGACAUAAAUGGCUGGAUUCAAAAAAGAGUGGGUUGUAAGAAGAUAGAAGUGAGCCCUCAGUAUCUACUAUUAAAUUCUUCAGGACCAUCUGCUCUCAUGCUGCUCAACUGGCAUCAGAUAACCCCUUUCCAGGGAGAGCUGCAUGUCCAUUCCAGCCAGUUACAGAUGUUCCAGUUCUUGGACUCUCUGCUGGCGUACCUCCCCGAGUCCUGUUCCAUCCAGCCUCUCAAAGGUGCUGGAGGUAAGGGUGCAUCUAAAAUGUUUGCCUUAGCGCUGGAAAAAGAGCUGGUGUCUCUCAGAGAGUAUGCCUCAUUACUACUCUGCGAAGAAGAUGAAGAGAAGCUAAAGGAGAAGUGCUUUGGAUAUAAAGAAACCCCUGAUGCAGGUUCUGUAGAGGGGCUCCAGAAGUGUAGAGCGAUGUGCCAGAGGGACUUGGAGAGGAGCAAUAUGAAGUUGAGCCCCCUGGUGGAUGUGGGGCAGUAUCGUAGGCUGAUCCAAAGCAUGUCGAAAAUCCAACUUAAUGGGGAUUUGGCAGCACUCUUAGACAUUCAGUUUUCUCCACUAAUGUGCUGCAGUGGUUUUCAUGGUUAAAAAUCCCACCUCUAAGUAGCUCUUUAUUUCUUUAUUGUGUCUGGUGUAAUGACUAAAAAGAUACAUUUUACCACAAAUGAGAACCUAGCCGCUCUGCACAGCCUCUUUGUAUUUAUGCCUUUCUAGUGUCUAUUGAUAAAAGCCUCAGCCCAUUUCAAUUGGACCAUGUGGGAUUCUUAAAAUGACACCUUUAUGAUGCAGCCCUCUGUUUAAUUUAUUUUUCUAUUUAUGUCCUUUUAGACUAAUGUGUUCAAAAAUGCCCUUUUAUGUCUGUUGCUGCCUGCAGCCACAUGCUAGACAGAGAUCACUUUCAUCCAGGAGUCAGAAACAGUUUGUGUUAUGAAUAAAGACACCACAUGAUGGUUUUGCGACGCUUUAUGCUUCUCCUCACUGUUUCUCCUCACAUAGUUGACUGAAAGCUUUUAGUGGUACUUUCCCCUCAUGGUUCGGUUAUUUUUGAUGCGUAAGGAUGUAAAGAAAAAGAAGUCCUUGGAAGAUGUUUGUGCUGCGAUGCUGCACAGCCUGUCAGUGCUGUAGUUACGAUGCUAUUCAUUCAAGUAAACAUCAAAUCGUACUCAAAACGGCUCGAUACUUAAGGUUUGUGACAGCUUGAAUAGUAGCGUUGGCUAAAAGGGAGGGCAAGAGGUUAUUUCCUCCCAGUGGAAUUUAAUUUAGUUUGUUCUGGGAGCUACUCCAUCUGUAUGUAGUACUUUUUUUUUUUUUUACACCUUUAUUUUCUCUGCUUCAUUGCGUUAAAUGCUACCGCAGGAUUCAUUGUCACAGAAUGGGAACAUAAUUACUUAAAGUGGGCCUAUUGUGAACAUUUUUGUAACCAGACGAGAUUGGCAGGAUUCACAGUUCGCAAUAAUGCUUGUUUGUCUUAUACUGGACAUUUCUUUAUAAGGCAACUCUCCCCUUCAAGCCAUUAUGUGAGCUUGUGCCUUAAAUUAUAAUAUUAAGAGCUUCCCUCUAUCUUUAACAUCAUACAGAGAGAGAGAGAAAAGAGUCUGAGUGUUUAGCUUUUUAAAAAGGUUUAACCACUGUAAGCACAGUAUACAGAAAAUAAGGACAAGCAUAAUGUAUCACAUUUAAAAGAUUCAGAUUAUGAGGGAUUCUUUAUGUCCUACCAUUUGAUGGUAAGACUGCUGUGAGCUAAUGAAUUGUUAAUUGAAAAUCCUUUAUUUUGUUAUUUUAUGGUACAAAAUAAUCCUCGAACUUCAGCUGCUAUGCAGGCUGAUCAUACACACCGGCAUGUAGUCUCUCACAUACAGAAGGAAGCCCAUCCCCUUUUGUCUGUGAUAUAAACACCUCUGUCACUUCUAGCCCCGAAGAAAAACUUUGAAUCCUCUACAGUAAAUAACACCAGUAAAUGGCUGGAGGGAAACGGAUCCACAUGUGGAAAGGAAAAUUCAAUUGUUUUGGUAUUCCCUUAGAGCCCUGAGUGCUGCCACACAAAUAAAAAACAUGGUUUGUCGUCCUAUUAUUUCCUGUUAAAUUCUAUUUACUGUGAGUGGUACAGGACCUCUGCAGGGUUUCUGGCCUCCUCCUCCUCCUCACCUUAAUCAGAAAAUUUUCUGCCGUUAUCAAACUUAUCAGGCAAGGGGAAAACAAAAUGUAUGCGACCCAUCUUGAGGCAAUUUGCAGACAAAUUGAUAAUGAACAGAUUCCUACAUUAUCUGACACCUGUGCCGACGCCUCCCACCUACAGCGAUUUUAGCGUGGAAGCCAGUUUCUACCAAAAUAAAUUAAGAAAAUUAACCUUUUUCUUUCGUUUUUUUUUUUUUUUUUUUUUAACGUUACUUGGAAUUGAAAUGCCAUAAUUUUGCUAUCUAAUUAGAAUAAUUUUCAUGCUUGAUUCCAUAUCUAAUCUUUGUAAUCCUAUUUAAAUGUUUUACACUCUGCGCUCAAAGUCAGCACAUUUUUUAAAAUCUGAAUUUUGAAAGUAUUUUUGUGGAUAAUAAUAAGCAAUAACAUAAAGAUACCGUUGCACUGGAAAGCAUUAUUAAGCUCAGGUGAGUUUAUAUCUGCCACAACUAUAUAUAACAAAUAAGGAUAUGCCAUUUGUUUACAUCUGAAUUACAGCUGAUGUGAUCCCCAUGAUGAAUGAUGCUUUUAACCAUGCUUAUACUGGCCCUCUGAGACGAAGGCACUGAUUUUGUGUUUCCAGUCGACUUAUUGAUCCGGGGUCACAGGGCUUUUUCUCUGGUAGAUUCUGGAACUCACUUGAUCAGCCAAACGGUAUGGAAGGGCAUUGAUUAUCUACAACAUAAUGCAUCGUGCACACACACACACAGACAGGCUAUAUCAUUCUGUAUCCAGUGAGCUCCCAUGUGAGAUGACACUCAAUUUCAAAGAGGGAGAAUUCUCAUGAGUUAGCAACAUUUGCAUUUAUUGUUUCCAUAUUUAAAAUAUUUAACCUACAAACAGUCUUUUUUUGGAACAUCUCACCACAGAUAAUUAGAGAUUUCUAAAACCAGUUGUAGUUAACAGUAUUUGUUGAGGUUGCACCUUUUGCAUACAAAUUGCUGACAUAGCAGGCCCAUUGUUGUUAAGCCCUUAGGCCUAAUAUUACAGUCUUUAUAGGGUUUUCAUGCUUUAGAAUGGUCCACCAGGGGUGACUAUCAUGGCCAGUUUACAGAAUUAAAAAACUGAUUAAAUAAACAUAGUCACAAUGCUGUAGAUUUUCCUUUUCGUCUCUUUCUUAUAUCUCUUUCUGCAUAAAAACAUUAAAUGAUGCUAAAGAGAGGAAUAAUACUGAAUUUAUAUCAUGUGAACAUCAUCUGGCCACUUUUUGUUAGCUUUUUGUUCAAUACUAUGUUUCCCUAAGAUAAGCAAUUGAAAGGAAUAUAGUUGAUGUCAUGUUAUUAUUUUUUUAUAGAAACAGUUUGCAGUGUGAGUUCAUACACACUGGAGAGAAAAGACUACAGAUCAAUAGCAGUUUGUCACAUCUCCCAUUGAUCCAAUUUCGCAUUUAAAAUAGUGGACACCGCAUAUGCAAUGAAGUCUUCACAAAACCGUCCCUGUUUGUAGUUUAAGUGUAAUCUGAGCAUCAUGUAAGCAUAAUCCUCUGAAGAAACCCUGAAACUCAUUCCGCCUUACCAGAAUAUAGUAGAAAUUGUGUUUGUGAUUUAAUGCAGUAUUUAUAUCCAGGCUUAAGAGGCACCAUUGGUGAAACCAGGCACAAGUGUUCUUAAGUUCAUUAAUUUCCUGCUUUCCUCUAAGUGGCCAUAUCAACACCGGUGCAGUUACUAUGGCAACCUUCAUGUAAUGCCUCUCAGACCUCACAAACCAGCCUCAGUAAACCUUGCGGAUGAUGGAAAGUUGUUUCCUCUUAUAAAUUAUAAGCUACAAAUAAUUUUUCUUUCAUAAAUCGUUCUACUGAACUUGAUCGUACGAGGGCUGUUUCAUCCUUGCAUAUUCAAACAGCAGUAACACUGGGCAGUGGUGUAGAGCUCUGGCAGUGUAAUGGCUGGUGUUUCCAAGUGCGGAUUAGUAUCGCUGAUUAGUUUAUAAUCCCUGUGUUUUAAGCACUAAAAAGCAGUUGGAUGAUUCAUGUGACCUUCUCAAUAAACCCACCACAGCCCAUGUAUUCUGCACUAAAUAAAAAACAGGGUUGAAUGGAUGCUAGCGCUGUCAACAGAAUGGCAAUUACUAACAUUAUUGGACACCUAAUAUAUUAGUAUGCUCUUGUGAAAAAGAGUGUGCACACAUUUUUACUUGUAAAGUUUUGCAUAACAGAGCAUAUUUUUUAAAUAACCACAGUAACCACAACAUCAGAUGAAUAACAACAUGUCAUAUCAUAUUGUCUUUUUUUAUUUAAUAAAACUUAAGACAAAAUCCAGAAACUGUGUGAAAAAUUACAGUACAUGCUUACUGUUCCAUUGAAUUUAAGAGGGUAAGUAGCAGACUGAUCAUCAGUAAGUGUGAGCACAUCUAUAAAAGCAGAUUUUUUGGCAGUUUGCUGGUCUGGAACAUUUAGAUGUGUGUUAACAUGGAAGAAAGAUACCAGGAGGAGGAACACGAGCAAUGAACCUAGAGAAAGAGUUGAUGCUGCCCAUCAAUCGGAGGAGGUUUAUGAAACAUUUUCUAGGCAAUUUAUGUCUGUUAUUCUGUCUGUUAUUCUAUUGCGCGAAAGUGGAAAGUUGCCAAUCAUCGCAGGAGUGGACAUCCCAGCUAACUGCAAGGUCAGAUCAUACAAUGAGAGAGAGAUUGCAACAAACACAAGAGCUGCAUCUCAGACAAUAAUGCACAGACCAAACACAGCAUAUCAGCAGAAACACCUCCUACCAGCUGUAAAGCACAGUGGUGGAAAAGUGCUAAUUUCGGCUGGUUUACAGCCACAGCACCUGGAUCAGUGUAUCCACUAUGAACUCCUCUAUGUAGCAAAGUAUUCUAGAGUCAAAAUGAGGCCAUCUGUUUGACAGGUACAGCUUGGCUGAAGCUGCGUCAUACAAUAGGAGAAUAAUCCUGAGCAUGGCGGUAAACCAACAAAAGAAUGCCUAAACGAAAAAGAAUCAAUGUGCCACAAUGGCCCAGUCUAAGCCCAGACCUCAACAUGAUUGAAAUGCUGUGGCAGCACAUUAAGAGCGUAGUGCAUAAUUUAGUGGCCACAAACCUCAAUGAACUGAAGCAAUUUUGUAAAAAAGAGUAAACCAAAAUUUCCCCAAAUUAAUACUUCGAGUUGCUGCUGAAAAGGGUUCUAUAACCUCCUGAACCCCAGUGCUUCUCCAUUUUCUCUCAGUUUUUUUAAAAUAAAUAAUCGCAGUGCUUAUCUGAGGUGGUGUUUUAAUAAUCUUAAACCUGGGAAAUACAAGAUAGUUGGGUUUUUUUCAUUUUUUUUUGUCCUGAUACACAAAACCUUCACGACUGUAUAUCCAUCUGUACAUAUAGGACUAGGGUAGUGGUUGCAUUUGUUUGAGCACAAAUGCUGUAACAACAGGUGUAAACCAUCUAACGGACAUAUUUGUUUGUAAACAAUAAAUACAUUUAGGUAUAUAAUUGCCGUUUUAUGCCUCUGGAGCCGUGCCAGUAUUUUCCCUUCAGCUAGUAGGCACGCACCAGCUGAUGGAAUCUCUGUAUUACAGUGUGAAGUCCAUUAUCAUGCAUUAAUGGAAACCUACUGUCAGAUCAUAUCUAUGUCACCUCAGGCCACCCAGUGAUCCAUGCCAUGUGUCAUCACCCUGACUUAUCAGCUUGGCAAAGAGAAGUGGCAGUGUUUUCAUUUUCUUAGAUCUGCAACCGAGCACAAAAAAGUAUUUUUGUGUGUUUGUGCCGUUUUUUUUUUUAUAAGGCAUCCAUCUUUUAUUGUUGUAGAAGAAAGCAAUGCAAACUAUAAUCUCAUCAACAAAUGGAUGAAAAUGUCAAUUCAGAGGACUGGUCACUUCUUUAUAAAUGACAGGAGACGCAGAAAUAAAGUAAAUAUGGUGCACGGUCAAUUUUAUUGAUGUACAGACCAAUAAAUAACCUUUUUUCAUGAAUAGCAUUCAAGAAAAGAGUUUGUCACCACAGUAUAUAAGGAGUGCAAGGGUCAUUAGCUGCUUUGUACCAUUACUGUUAUGCAGAUCUGUCCUUCACUUUUCAGUCCAUCUACAAACAAAUAUCAUCAGCCAGCAACAAACAAGUGAAGGGAAACAGUCCACAGCGGAAGUAUACAGAAAGAUAUUAUUUUAUAACAAACAUAACUUUUUCCCAUUACAAUAAAUAUUUUAUUUGUCUAAAUCUACAAAAACAUAGCUCAAAUUCUAAAACUAUACCUUACAUACCUGGGGGUAUUAACCCUGGAAUUUAAAAUAAUUCACGUGAAUACGGGCGUGUGAUAACAUUUAGCAACAUAGUGCAUGUUCACAGUUUGUGGGCUUACCUAUACACUUGUUCAAAAUAAGCCAUUAUACCUUUUUCAUGUGAGAUAUAUGAUAUUUUGCUAAAUAAACUGCACAAGAAUGAAAAGCAAAGUUAAAGACAUCAACAAAAAGGUGACAUCAUUUCCGAAUAUUUAUAAUUCACUUAGAGAAAAAGGAAACGUUGUUAAGUACCUUUGGAUGUCUGGCCACUGGUAGAAAAGCUCAAAGGCUGCGUUCAGCUGUGAUAGACCGCCCAAAAGGGGAAAACAGAGAAGCGUAGCACUUUAUCCGACCAAAUUGUUGACAUCUAAGGCCUCAGGAUUUAGUAAAAAUGCAGAACCCAAUUCCUGAUUCCAGAUUUUCAUCUGACUUAUUUAUACCCAUGCCUGAGACAUUUACUGCUGCUUAGUUUAGUGCUCUGCUCGUAUAGUUCGAAACAGUGGUUCUCAAAGUAAAGCCAGGGGAUCCACAAGGGUGAAAUUAUGAGCUAAAGACAGAUUGUUUUCUAUCAUUUAAAAGGGAUUGGAAUCAUUUGCAGCACUAAAUUGGGUGCACCCCAUGUUAUAUUUGGGCCAAUAGAAACUCUGGAAUGAUUAUGACAGAUGAUAUCAAUCUUAUGUGAAACCACUUACAGUGCUGUGAGAAAGUCCCCUUUCUGAUUUCUUACUCCUUAUUUAUUUCUUUAUUUGCAUAUUUGUCACACUUGAAUAUUUCAGAUCAUCAAAUAAAAUGUUAGUGUUAGAAAAAAAUAA
Molecule: messenger RNA, 9251 nt
Organism: Haplochromis burtoni (Burton's mouthbrooder)
Lineage: Eukaryota; Metazoa; Chordata; Actinopteri; Cichliformes; Cichlidae
Gene: fancb
Product: FA complementation group B
Exons: 8
Coding region: 101-2659 (852 amino acids)
Biological process (GO): replication-born double-strand break repair via sister chromatid exchange; interstrand cross-link repair; positive regulation of double-strand break repair via homologous recombination
Cellular component (GO): Fanconi anaemia nuclear complex
Source: RefSeq, a predicted model, not a curated record